UAUCAUUUACUGUUACAAGGUACGUACUGUUAAGUCAUCAUAAGCCAGGUCCCUGGAACUCCAUCCUAACUUUCUAGGGCAGUGUCCUAUGAGGAAUGACCUCUAAAUCGAUUUUUUAUUCUGUAAUUAACAUUAAAAACUGAUAGACCGUGUACAUAUAUAAACAAAUCAUCUCCAACGAAGAGCUAUAUAGUGAUCUUGAUCUUGAUAGUUACGUUUACCUAUAUAGGCAGUGAUUUUUUAAAUCAACAUGAUUAGGAAACUCGCACUUAUAACGGUUAUCAUAACAUUCUCCAGUGGAUUUCCCACAAAAGACAGAACAACGCCAUUGGGAAAAAGGGUAGCCAUCAUUCCUGCUGACACAGAAGACCUCAAAACAGCUGAAACGUUUUACAGUGGCUACAGCACGGUGUAUCCCAGCUUGGGUUUUAGUUCGGGAUCGUAUGGAGGUGGCUAUGGUUGGAAGGGUGAUCAUAAACCUAUAACCGGAUCAGUCUACGGAAGUGGGUAUGAAGUAGGGUAUCCUGGCAUUGGCAGUUAUGGAGCUUUUGUACCGGGUACGUUAGUGGUGAGUGGAGGACCUGUAAUUUCUGGAAGCGGAGGAGGAUAUGGAUGGAGGCAGGGAGUUAAUCGAUGGGCUGUGUAGAAUAUAGAAAGAAUCCAAAUUAUUCUUAGAUGGUUUUUCGUAUUACCGUAUUGUGUACAUAAAAGAUUAAAUGCAAUAAUGAUUAAUAACAUCAACAACAAAAAUUUUCUAAUAAUGAUGUAACUAUUUCUCAUUUAAUAAACAACAUAUAUUUCCUCUUCAAAUAUGAUAUACCUAGGUAUAAUUAUUUUGGGGAAUGUAGGAUAUGGUAUUAUGUUUUUGAUUUAAUGGUAUCCUAAACACACUCCACAUAAUUCUAUUUUGCAUUUUUGCAAUAAAUAUUUUUUGCUCAAUGUUAUUUUUUCAAUAAAGAUAUCCAAAGCUUGUUUUUCUAGAAAAAACAUCCAUAUAAAAAUUCAUAGCGGGCCAUGAGUUUAUAGCAGUGGAAAACCGUUAAUUUCAGGGCCCUACCCAAAAAUAUUUAAUGAGAUGUGAAUGCAAAAACCAAACGCACUUAAUACAUGCACAUAUUAGAAUGAUAUUUUUAUGACCAAGGUUUUUAUAGUACCUUCGUAUCACGGCGUUAGAAAAAUAGAACACAAAAAUAACAUUAAUAUUAAACACAAUUUUGUUUGUCUAGUUUUAUUACUAAUUGAUUGAUUAAAUUAACUUACUAAUAUUUUUUUAUAACUCUUUUUAAUAGAUUAUAAUGGUUAUUAGAAGUUGUUUGUAAAGCUAUGCUCUCUUCAGGUUUCAAAUGUUAUUUAGUAAUUUAUUGUUCCCCAU
Molecule: messenger RNA, 1372 nt
Organism: Anoplophora glabripennis (Asian longhorned beetle)
Lineage: Eukaryota; Metazoa; Arthropoda; Insecta; Coleoptera; Cerambycidae
Product: probable peroxisomal membrane protein PEX13
Exons: 2
Coding region: 251-646 (131 amino acids)
Source: RefSeq, a predicted model, not a curated record